CAAAAUCAGCAUGCUGCGUCUUGUCCCAGUCCUGCUGGCGUUGGGUGCCGCUCUCGCCCAGCCUCUAGACAAAAUUCUGGAGGGAGACCUGACAGCGCUAAUGCAGGAGGCCCUCGCACCCUAUGACCCCUCGACUGUGUCCGUCAUCGCCAACCUCAAUAUUGUCACUGACCAUGGCAGUUUCUUGUUCAAUGCCACCAACGUCGAGGUCGCUGGCUUUGGCUUGGUCGAGGUCACCAGCUUCGUUCCUCCAGUUCCGCUUCUCUCCAAACACGUCUCCAUGAGUCUGAGAGUUCCUCUCCUGGAGGCGCUGACGCAGGACUACUCGUUGACCGGAGACCAUAACGGAAUUCCUAUCGAGGCGGCUGGGACUGGCCAACUCAAGUUCAGCAACUUCGACCUGAAGGUGGAUUUCAAGGCGGACUCGUACUCCCUCGACCCCAUGUCCGUGUGCAUGCAGCCGGGGUCCUUCUCCAUCGACCUCGGCGUCGAGAGCAUCGAGAGCAACCUGGAGGGCGCGGGCGAGAUCAACGACGACAUCAAUGCGGACGGCCCGGCGCUCCUGGAGGGCGUCGAGGCGCAGAUCAACGCCAAAUCGGAUGCCAUCGAGCAGCUCGUCAACGGCGCCCUUUGCGUUCAGCUGAAGUACCGCAACUGAAGCACUGCAGGCAUGACACGGGCUAAUUUCCCACGAACCGCUUUCAGCAAAUGACCAAGAACGAAUUCCUUUAUCAGACAUCGCUUUUCUCGCCUGGGGGUUGUCACAGUGGACCUCGAAGGCACGGCGUCAGUAAUGGUGUUGGCUGGACUAGACGGCAAGGAAGGCUUCGUAGGUGAUCCUUGAUUGUCUUGUAAUAAAUGCUGCUAAGGUGUU
Messenger RNA from Penaeus monodon (black tiger shrimp), 874 nucleotides. RefSeq lists its product as uncharacterized. Lineage: Eukaryota; Metazoa; Arthropoda; Malacostraca; Decapoda; Penaeidae. The record is from RefSeq and is a predicted model, not a curated record.